Molecule: messenger RNA, 1492 nt
Organism: Diprion similis
Lineage: Eukaryota; Metazoa; Arthropoda; Insecta; Hymenoptera; Diprionidae
Product: facilitated trehalose transporter Tret1-like
Exons: 2
Coding region: 61-1446 (461 amino acids)
Biological process (GO): transmembrane transport
Cellular component (GO): membrane
Molecular function (GO): transmembrane transporter activity
Source: RefSeq, a predicted model, not a curated record
AUACUGUGUGAUUUAACUAUCACCGUUCAGCAAUAUCGUUUGUGCUAAAUUAUCAGUUAAAUGUUUCUAAAUACCAAAAUCGGUAGCUGGUUCAAAGACACCUUAUGGACGCAAUGGAUCGCAGGAAUAACAACAUUCUUAAUGUUGCUCACAAUUGGCCUGAAAAUCGGAUGGACCUCGCCAUACACGGCGCAGCUAAUGUCAGAAGAUUCGCCACUUCCAUUGACCUCCGACGAGGUAUCCUGGGUUGCAUCCCUGAUGAAUGUAGGCCGACUGAUAGGGGCGAUAUUCGGCUGCAUCGGGGUCGAAUGGCUCGGUAGAAAACGAACGUUGACAAUCGUUGGUUUUCCAAUAUUACUAGCCUGGAUUUGUAUAAUCGUCGCCGACUCUGUAGCGUGGCUCUACGCAUCGAGGCUUUUAGCCGGGCUAAGCUUAGGAAUAUCAUUCAGCAGCUUUCCAAUUUUUCUUGGUGAAAUUUCGGAUCCAAAAAUUAGAGGCACGCUGGUAACUCUCACCGUUUCCGGAAUGGCCGUGGGAACACUAACCGGUAAUAUAAUGGGCGCCAACCUCUCGAUGACGACGUUUUCUUACAUAAGCCUGGUACCAAACGCGUGCUUCGUCCUCCUCUUACUCUGGCUGCCUGAAUCUCCUCACUUUCUAAUACGCGUUGGAAAAACAGAGGAGGCGAUGAAAUCUAUAGCCCGAUAUAACCCGAAGGUAGAUCCCGAGAUCGAGUACAAAGCAAUGAGGUGCUACAUCGAAAGCUCGGGUUCUCCGACAGUCAAAGAACGGCUACGAGAGUUCAACAUGCCGGAGAAUAGACGAGCCAUGAUCAUCACGAUCGUACUUUACUUCUUCAUGCAGUUCAGCGGGAUGAAUUCUAUAAUUUAUUACUUAGAAACGGUUUUCACUUCUGCCGGGGUGAGCGUUAUCCAGCCCGCUACGUUAGUGAUUAUGACCAGCGGAGCAUCAGUUUUGACCGGAUGGGUGGCGGUCUGCAUAGCUGAUAAAUUCAGACGUAAAGUACUGAUGAUAUUCUCGAGCGCUGGAGUUUCCGUGACCAUGAUGGGCUUGGGAGUACACUUUUCUCUAUUGGAGAACGGGUUUGAUCCUGACUCGUUGCAAUGGCUGCCAAUCGUAACUAUAUUACUUUUUAUGAUUACUUUCUGCGUUGGAAUGAUUGGCGUACCUAGCAUGAUCCUCAGCGAGCUCUUCACCCCUAAUAUAAAGAGUGUGGCGGCCGGUAUGAUUGGCAUUUUGAGUGGACUAUUCGCCUUUGGAGCAACUAAGUCUUACCAACCAUUAUUAGACACCGUAGGAGAGGCUUGGGUUUACUGGCUGCACGCGUUGCUGAUGAUGUUCUGCACUAUCUUUUCUGCAAUUUGGAUACCCGAAACAAAAGGCAAAUCACUACAGGAAAUUCAAGAUUUAUUGAUGAAAAAGUAGACGACACUGAAUAUAAGGAUUCAAUUGACACGGUUUCGUUAUGUUC